CUCUCGAACCGUUGCACGGUUUACUUUAAAUGACGCAAUAGUAAUAGUAGCGUCCUUGUAGUACUAAGCACAUACCUACGUAAUAUUUAUUUCCCGUGACGUCUUGAACGACACACUGGAUUAUUAAAUAAUAUAAUUGAAAUUAACCACGUUCAUAAGAAACUUGAAUUGCUUGGAGAAAAGUACGGCCGUGCUGCGUUUUUGCUCGACUUGGCAACAGAUAACGAUAAAAUUUGCACCUUUAAUUAAUAAGAUAAUAAGUAUUUAUAUUUUAAUUAGUCAGUUGCAGAUACAGUGCAAGAGAAGUCAUGUCGAAAGUGGCCGUUGUGACCGGUUCGAAUAAAGGCAUCGGCUUUGGCAUUGUCAAGGCUUUGUGUCAGAGAUUCGACGGAGUGGUGUACUUGACAUCGCGAGAUGAGACGAGAGGGAAGGAGGCUGUCGCUAAAUUGAACGAACUAGGACUGAAACCAGAAUACCAUCAACUUGACGUAGGUGAUAGAAGCAGCGUGGAGAAGUUCAGAGAUUAUAUCAAGGCAAAGUAUGGAGGACUCGAUAUACUCAUAAACAAUGCAGCUGCCUUGGAUGCAGAUUAUGCGUCUGGGACCUUCGAAGACGUCCUAACGUGUAUAAGUAUAAAUUAUAAAAGUGUUUUUACUUUGAAGGAGUUUAUUUAUCCAUUGGUUAGGAACAACGGUCGAAUAAUCAAUAUUUCCAGCAGCUGUGGUCAUCUUUCUAAUUUAAGAAACGAAUAUUGGAUAAAGAGGUUAUCUAAACAGGAUUUAUCAGAAGCUGACGUCGAUGAAUUCGUCAACUGGCAUGUCGAGUCAAAGAAGAAUAAUACAUACAAUCCUGAGAAUUUUGCUGAUGGAGGAACUAUUCCAACUUAUAGAGUUUCGAAGAUAGCUCUCAGCGCUAUAACUAUGGUACACCAGCGAGAGUUUGAGUCCAAGAACAUAUCUAUCAACUCAAUGCACCCUGGACUGGUACGCACUGAUAUGACCUUAGGAUAUGGCACCCUCAGCACAGACGAGGCGGCCGAGACGCCGGUCUACCUCGCCCUGGAUGCUCCACAAUCACUGAAAGGUGCUUAUGUAUGGCACGACAAAAGAGUGUUAGACUGGUACGAUUACAAAGCCGAUUAUUACUUUACAAUAAAGUCUCUAUUCCCGUAG
Molecule: messenger RNA, 1172 nt
Organism: Bicyclus anynana (squinting bush brown)
Lineage: Eukaryota; Metazoa; Arthropoda; Insecta; Lepidoptera; Nymphalidae
Product: carbonyl reductase [NADPH] 1-like
Exons: 1
Coding region: 309-1172 (287 amino acids)
Molecular function (GO): carbonyl reductase (NADPH) activity
Source: RefSeq, a predicted model, not a curated record